AUGCCUCUUGAAGAUGAUGACUGGCAAUUUUUAUCCGCCCAAUAUACACCCUAUGAUGACUUACUCCAUCCUAUGGGGUCGGGAGAUAAUCCGUUCGAUGCAUCAAUGAACGACCUAGAUCUCGAUCUGAAUGUCGAUCUUGACCCCGGUAUAUACCUUGAUACCUUGCCAGCGGCACAUUGCAUGGAUUUUGGCGGUAUUCCAGACCUCUGCUCUCCUCCCAUACCUCAGAUGGUUUUCGAUGGGCUUAACAAUCACGAAUCGACGCUGGAUUGCUCCACCCCGCCAUUUGCUGUGCCGGGUUCAAUUCCCACCCCGUUCCAAACACCACCACCCCCAACAACACUAGAUUCUUGUCUCGCACAGAACCAAGCUCCUUGCAUAGUAGUGGCAACACAAUCCCUUCGCUCACUUCAUAUCCCCCAGACCAACUGUGUCUCCCGUCGAAGCGCCGACAGUCAUAACAACAGUGGACCCGAGCCGCCACGCAUGUCCGGCUCAGUCCUUAAAAGCAAUAAAGAUGCAGGCAUGUCAGUCUGCCGCAUGCUACAGUGCACCUGUGCCCUCCGCCCGCAGAACCAGUUGGUCCUAGCAAUUAUCUGUUCCCGACUAAUUGCGUGGUACCGCGCCAUGAUCCGCGCGUGCUUCGUGAGCCCCAGCAGCUCGUCCGAGCUAAAUAGUGGGCCUGAUGAGGACCCUUCCUCGUUGGAGAAGGUGGUUCAUCAACCCGUCACGAUUGGAGAUCACUCGGUCGAUGACCAGGCACUGGGAUUGACCAUUCAAGCUCAAGUCACGCUGGGCGAGUUGCGACAUAUGCAGCGAUUAGUCGAGACACUGUCGGCCCGUAUGCGGGAAACCGCUCUCUCGUACCCGAAAGGGAUGCAAAGAUUUCAAGCCGAAGCCGGGCUACCGGGCAUCGCGCAUGACCGGCUGGUGGAACACCUCUUGAAGGAGGUUCAUGAGGCCAAGACUGACUUGAUGACGGCUUGGAAAACAGUAUGA
Penicillium griseofulvum is the source of this 1002-nucleotide messenger RNA. RefSeq lists its product as uncharacterized. The transcript has a single exon. Bases 1 to 1002 code for a protein of 333 amino acids. The record is from RefSeq and is a predicted model, not a curated record. Lineage: Eukaryota; Fungi; Ascomycota; Eurotiomycetes; Eurotiales; Aspergillaceae. Gene Ontology annotation, cellular component: nucleus. Gene Ontology annotation, biological process: aflatoxin biosynthetic process; regulation of DNA-templated transcription. Gene Ontology annotation, molecular function: DNA binding.